AUGCCCUCUUCUACUCAACGUUCCCCCCGAGAACCUCCUCCACGACCUCUAUCACGAAAUCCAUUUCUCGAUUCCUCAUUAAUUACGACGCAAACAACAUCCCCCGAAAAGAUGACAUUCUCUCGAACAAGCCCAACUUCAUCAGGAUCAGCUCUGACUGGAAACGCUGCAGAUCUAUUUGACGAGCUUACACUUGGAAAUAAACCCAUUCCAAAUAGGAGUCAAAAACCAGUAUUGAUGCGCUCAAACACUGGCGCUACUCAACCACCUCCAUACGAUCAGGCAGAAAAUGUUCCACCUGGAAGACCAUCAGGCCACAGACCAAUGCGAUCCCAGGAAGAGGCUAUGCGUGCGAGAAGAGCACAUGGAAAGCCAUCCUCCAGCAGACCUCGCAAAGAAGAGGAACUUGACAUAUUUGCCGAUCCCAACGACAGCCCAAGACGAAGAGCAAGACGUAACUCCGAUACUUCUAUCGCUGAUCGAAAGCCGAAAUUACUUGAUCCAGAAGACGAACGCCGACGCACAGAAAGAGAUAAAAGACAUCGUGAUCCAUUUCAUCAUGAUGGACCAUUCGAUGCUUGCUUACCCGGCCGUAACCGAACGGGAAGUCGACGUGCACCAAUGCAGGCAUUUGCUAAGGAUUCAGCCAACAACUCUCUUGGUGGUGGAGGACCCCUAAACAAAAAGCCUGAUCAUGCAACAUUUAUGGGCAACAACGUUGCGGAAGCACAUCUUGAUUACUCUCGUGGAGGAGAUAAAGUCGACAAUUACGAACCUUACACACCCCGCCCUGGAAUGCCCAGCCGUACAGAGUCUGCCGUCGAAAGUGCUACCACCCGUGUUGAGCCAGUCCAUGGUCCAGAGUCCAUGGGGCUUGGAACUUCGACUUUCCUUGAAGGUGCCCCUGCCUCUCGUGCGGCCGUGCAAAGAAAUCAAAGUGAAACUGGUAUGGAUGGUGGCUUGUCUCGUAAGAAGUCAUUGGCACAGAAAAUUCGUGGUAUCAAUGGCCGACGCGACUAUGGACCUUCUGGAAGAAUGACUAGCCCAGAAGGCAUGAACAACGCCACUUCUCCAGACGUGUACACAACUGGCGGAAGCAGAUCAACUGAAGCAAGUCCAUUCUUCAAUGAAUUCAACAACAAGGGGGAUGACACGAUCAGGGAGGAGACCGUCACAUUUGCUGAACUACCACCAAGACCCGGACGCUCUCGUGCUCCUUCUAAUCCUCCAGGAAUCGAAAGGCGUGUUACCAGCGAUAGUAUUGGGGAAACAUCCAAAGCACCCACAUCAAAUGGAGGAGGGUUCCUAUCCAGAGUCAAGAGUUUGAAGGGAGGUCCACGAAAGCCAAGGGUCGAGAACAAGCCAUUACCGACCCCUCAGCUACUCUAA
Molecule: messenger RNA, 1389 nt
Organism: Sclerotinia borealis F-4128
Lineage: Eukaryota; Fungi; Ascomycota; Leotiomycetes; Helotiales; Sclerotiniaceae
Source: the annotation of a GenBank genome assembly